This is a messenger RNA of Suillus fuscotomentosus, 303 nucleotides long. RefSeq lists its product as uncharacterized. The record is from RefSeq and is a predicted model, not a curated record. The transcript has a single exon. The coding region runs from base 1 to 303 and encodes 100 amino acids. NCBI's taxonomy places the organism in Eukaryota, Fungi, Basidiomycota, Agaricomycetes, Boletales, Suillaceae.
AUGUCUCAACCCAUCACGUUAAAGCGCAAAGCUAUCAAUAAACCUACUCAGGAAACUGCUAAGCCUGCCAAGAGGCAGAAAGUGUCCAAGGAUGCCCCUACAACGUCGGCUCAACCAUCACCAGCAAAACACCUACGACAAAACCUUACUCUUGCUGAUUGGAUCACAGUCUAUGGUUAUGUUGAUGAGCAUCCCACUGCUAAUCAAUCAGAUAUUGUCAAGUAUUUUGAGACUCUUCCUACUGGGGCGCUCAUACUUAUCUACCGCAGUCAUAACAAGGUCACACGGUAUCACAAACUGUGA